AUGGAAGAUUAUAAUCGUGGUGCAUUAGAGUAUGCGCUGCCAUGGCCAAUCAUACAACGUAUAUUUAUAUUGGCAUCACAAUACAAUAGUAUAUGUACAUGUGUAAUCAGUGAUGCUUUGAAAGGGUGUAUUUAUACUAGAUAUCAAGCAAUCUGGCAGAAUAGAGAUAAAAGUCAACAAAGUCAAUAUGAAUUGCAUACAGACAUGUUGCUUCAUAGAGAUAUGACACAACAUGCUCUCACAAGAGACCAAAUGUGUACUCUUCAUCAAUUCAAUCUCGAUCAUGGUGGACGUGGACCAAACUAUGUGCUCCAAUCAGAUCAUCAAGUAACAAGAGAAAGUUAUAGAUGGGUACGUAGAAUGGCACUGUUAUCCAAACGUAUAUUUGCCUUUGUUUCAACAACACUUGUCACCGAUGUUACGUUAGAUCUGUCAGAGGAUACUUGGAGACAUAUCAACAACUGUCAUUGUGUCAUUAAAAAUCCAAAGACAUUGACACUUGUAUCUCCAUCUCCAUCUCCUACAUCUCCUCCUCCUCCACCACCAGACACCCAACCCUUCUCUUUAACAUCGUCAUCAUCUUCCACCUCUCAACAUGAUGAACACCUUUUUGACAAUGUUGAAAAGAUUCAUAUCAACGAAUCACAAUUUGUUAACAAUGCUUCAACUAUCAAUACAUUAAUCAACAAAACACCUAAACUUGUAUCGAUCAGUUUUAAUUGUGAAAUUCCAAAGCCAACAGUGAUAGAUCUUUUCAAAGGACCACUGCAACACAUUCGAUCACUCAACUUUCAAAAUGCUUAUGUUGAAGAUCCAGAUAAUCCUCGGUGGAUAUGCGGGGGUGGACGUAGAGCAGAACCAUUCACGAUUGGAAGUAUGAUUCAACCAUCAAUGUCAUCGACACUCACAAAGAUUCUACUUCCAGACCACUUUAAUUGGAACACACUCUCCAACGAGGUCAAACAACAUCUACAAGUUAUCUCUCUCUUGUAUUAUAAUUCGAAAGAUACCAAUGUCCAUUUAAAAGUGCUAGAUUUUCCCAACCUUCGACACGUCCACAUCAAAAACGAUGCCUAUGGUCGAGCAUUAGGGUCACUUAUUCCAGGACAAGUAAAGAAAGUAACAUGCCUUGAAAAUCAAUCGAUCGGUGGUCUAUCAAUACUUUCCAAUAUCAAAACAAUAAGAGUUCACAAUAGAGACGAAAUAUCCAACAUAGUCGGUCUUUGCAAAACACCAGCCAACAAGAUUAUAAUAUUCUCAAAAGUAGAUAUUUGUGAAAAGAAUAUUAAGGAUUUCAAUAAUAGUGGAUUUAAUUAUUUUGGAGCAACAUUCAAAGCAUCAUCAAACACAAAGAAAUUCGUAUUUAUUAAAAAUGACAACAAUCUACCUCUGUCAAAUAUUAAACAAUUAGAUCAACCAUCAAUUUCAACCAUCCCUACAUCCACUUCAUCUCCUCCAUCCUCUUCUUCAUCCCCUUCUUCAUCCUCAUCUCCUUCAUCCUCUUCUUCUUGUUCAAAUCCAAUUUUACCAACAAUAAUAAUUCAUAAAAUAAUUGAAUGA
Molecule: messenger RNA, 1560 nt
Organism: Cavenderia fasciculata
Lineage: Eukaryota; Evosea; Eumycetozoa; Acytosteliales; Cavenderiaceae
Exons: 1
Coding region: 1-1560 (519 amino acids)
Source: RefSeq, a predicted model, not a curated record